Messenger RNA from Homarus americanus (American lobster), 900 nucleotides. RefSeq names its product cytochrome c oxidase assembly factor 6 homolog. Gene Ontology annotation, biological process: respiratory chain complex IV assembly. Bases 291 to 569 code for a protein of 92 amino acids. Gene Ontology annotation, cellular component: mitochondrion; respiratory chain complex IV. The record is from RefSeq and is a predicted model, not a curated record. Lineage: Eukaryota; Metazoa; Arthropoda; Malacostraca; Decapoda; Nephropidae. The transcript has 3 exons.
AUUGCGGCUACAUUUGGGUAAUUAGUCGGACCGUGUAUUUACUAACUAAUGUAUAAUGUAUACAUGUAUUGUGUACUGUAUUUAAUUUGGAGCGUGUUAUGUUAAAGAGAUGUUGCUUCACUGUCAGACUUGAAAUAAACCAAGACCAACCUCAGCUAAAUCCACAUAAACCCAAGCUAAACCAAUAAAUUAGUCAGUUAGGUAGUUACAUAACACACGUUAAGAAGUCAGUUUAGUGGGGAUGUCCUCCACUUGAUUAAGCCUAUAUUUGAGGUUUUCUUCUAGACAAUAUGGACAUAAUGCCAAGAGAAACAAGUGAGAAGUCUUCCCACUUCCCAAACAAGGAGUCUCGUUAUCAGUGUUGGGAUUCCAGAGACAAGUUUUGGGAAUGUCUUGAUGCUGGAGGUAAUGAAGAAGUUUGCAAGGAAUUAAGAAAUAAGUACAUUGAACUCUGCCCGGCAAUGUGGGUGAAACAUUUUGACAGAAAAAGAAACUAUCUGGUCUUCAAGGAGCAGAUGAAACAUGGAUAUGAGCCACUGGAUUCCACUAGGACAAAAGAACCAGGGUAGCAUAAGUUUGUAAAUAGUUUCAUAUAAGCUUUUUGUGUUUUGUUUGAUUUCAUUAGUUUUUCUCACAAUUAAAACCAUCUCUUAAAGGUACCAAUCAUCCUUGUUGAGACAUAUUCGUAUACACAUGAGAUACAGUACAGUUGUGUUGUUUUCUCAUCAUUCUUAAGGUCUCGCUCUUGCUAUGGGUUAGUUGUUUAUAUAUUUAUAUAGUAUAGGCAAAUAAGAAUUUUUCACGACUGUUCAAUAAGAAUGUCAAUAAAUUUUCCUUUACUUAUUAUUUAUUGUAAAUAAGCCAUAAUGUAAAUAGAAAACAAAUAAAACAAAGAAAACU